Molecule: messenger RNA, 1004 nt
Organism: Microplitis mediator
Lineage: Eukaryota; Metazoa; Arthropoda; Insecta; Hymenoptera; Braconidae
Gene: eIF6
Product: eukaryotic translation initiation factor 6
Exons: 6
Coding region: 175-912 (245 amino acids)
Biological process (GO): maturation of 5.8S rRNA; assembly of large subunit precursor of preribosome; cytosolic ribosome assembly
Cellular component (GO): preribosome, large subunit precursor; cytosol; nucleolus
Molecular function (GO): ribosomal large subunit binding
Source: RefSeq, a predicted model, not a curated record
UGUUGAAGCUAAAGGUAAAAUCCUCUGUCUCAGGAAUCAUCAUCAACAUUAACUGAGUUUUAAUCCGAUCCAGAUAAACUAUCGAGGAAAUUCCAUCAACUUGAUACUAAGUAUUAAAUUUAUAAAAACAAUAAUUUCCCACAUAGUCGAUAAAAUUUAUUUUUUAACGGCAAAAUGGCAGUAAGAGUACAAUUUGAAAAUAGUAAUGAAGUUGGUGUAUUUUCAAAGCUCACCAAUUCCUAUUGCCUGGUAGCAAUCGGUGGUUCUGAAAAUUUCUACAGUGUCUUUGAGGCUGAGUUGGGUGAAACCAUCCCUGUAAUUCAUGCAUCAGUUGCUGGUUGUCGUAUUAUUGGACGUUUAACUGUCGGUAACAAAAAUGGACUGUUGGUACCAAGUUCCACAAGUGACAUAGAGCUCCAACACAUCAGGAAUUCCUUGCCGGAUUCAGUUAAAGUCCAAAGAGUUGAAGAAAGACUUUCUGCACUAGGAAACGUCGUUGCUUGCAAUGAUUACGUCGCAUUGGUUCAUCCAGACCUUGACCGGGAGACAGAGGAAAUUUUAGCAGACACAUUGAACGUAGAAGUAUUCCGACAGACAGUUGCCAGCAAUGUUUUGGUUGGGUCAUACUCUAUUUUGUCAAAUCAAGGUGGAAUAGUACAUCCUAAAACGUCAAUACAGGACCAAGAUGAAUUGUCGUCACUUCUCCAAGUGCCUUUAGUGGCUGGAACCGUUAACAGAGGAAGUGAAGUUAUAGCAGCAGGAAUGGUCGUAAAUGAUUGGGCAAGUUUUUGUGGAAUGGAUACUACAGGAACAGAAAUAUCUGUAAUUGAAAGCAUUUUCAAACUCAACGACGCAACGCCAUCAGCAAUAACUUCCACUAUGAGAGCAUCUCUUAUUGAGAGCAUGUCCUAAAUUACCGCACCGAGAAAAAUUACACUUGAUAUGUAAUAAUGAUGUAUUAAUAAUCAUAUGUUAUAUGUACAUAAAAAAAAAAAAAAAGGAAA